Zygotorulaspora mrakii is the source of this 378-nucleotide messenger RNA. It is a transcript of the gene SPG4, whose product is annotated as Spg4p. The coding region runs from base 1 to 378 and encodes 125 amino acids. The transcript has a single exon. NCBI's taxonomy places the organism in Eukaryota, Fungi, Ascomycota, Saccharomycetes, Saccharomycetales, Saccharomycetaceae. The record is from RefSeq and is a predicted model, not a curated record.
AUGGGAUUUUGGGAUUCGUUUCAGGUUUAUAAUAAAGAUAAGCAUUCAGAUCCGCGCAUGUUCGGUGGAAAUCACUCUAAUAUAGGCGAGCAGAAGACAACGUACUUGUACUCGCACGAGUACUAUGAGCCUAGGACGCAUAAAAAAAUGGUCGAGAACCAGGAACUGGUUAUGGAUGGAGAUAAACUGGUGAAUGCAAGGAAGUCGUCGGUGUCUUCAGAUUCGUCCGAGGCGUCCGGUAUUGGUGGUGAUAAGAUAAUGGGCUCGGAAAAUGCGAACACUAACUUGGUGGAUAUUUCGCAGCUAUCGCCUAAUGAGUUCAAGAGACUUUAUGAUUCGAUGAGGAAGGGCGAGCCCGAUAACAGGGUCAAUCGCUGA